CCUGCUGCCGCCGGUGCUCCGUCGCCGUCGCGCAGCCAUGGAAUUCAAACGCUGACGUCAUCAACCCGCUCCAAGGAAUCGCGAGCCCAGCGUCAGUUGGCGGGAAACCCAGCGCGCGUGCGCCCUGGCAGGAAGACGACUGUGAGGGACAGGCGAAACACGACCUGCAAUAUUUGCAUGUCGCUGUGUCUUCUGGGAAGUCACCAUAAUCGUGAAAUGUCUUAGGGUAUGGGAGUCUUAUAAGUUGUCUGUGGGACUACUUUUCCUCAUAGGGCGGAGGGAAGCUCAUCAGUGGGGCCACGAGCUGAGUGCGUCCUGUCACUCAAUUUCUAUGUCCCUUGGGAAGGUCUGAGACUAGGGCCAAAUGCGGCCCUAACAGGGCUCUCCCUGAGCUUCGGGGAGGUGAGUUCCCAGAGAACGGGUCUCCGCGCGAGGGUCAGAAUGGGCAGGAGAUGCCGCGGACCCCGCCUUUCGGGGUGGGACCCGGCGGAUGCCUCCUUUGCCGGAGCUUGGAACAGACUCACGGCCAGCGAAGCGAGUUCAAUGGCUGAGGUGAGGUACCCUGAACGGGGGCCUCAUAACCCAAUUCAGACUACUCUCCCCCGCCCUCUUUUGAAGAAAAACCGAGUGGCAGCGGUAAAGCGAGAGGUUGAAGAUGAAAUCCACUGAGGAUGAAAGGCCUGGGUCUUCAGCACCCUGUGUGCCAGUCCAGAACUUGUCCAUCUACAGACCCCCUGAAAAUCAAUUGGGCUUGGAUUUGGACAUUCUCAAUAGAAAGGGUUAAAUGCUGAUGGGACCUAAAGCCUGAGAUGAUCUUAGGUAAUUGAUAGAUCCCGUGGUUCAACUUGGUUUCUAGAUAGAAGCUGGAUUCAUGUGAUGCCAGAUAAGUAAAAGUUCAAGAGACCAAAACCAGAUCUGAGUCUCCCUGUUCCAUUCUGGACCUCUUUGGUGCUGUAAAUCCUGGAUAUACAGUAGACGAUUACUGUGUUUUAUGAUGGAGUGUUGCUCUAGUUACCCAGGCUGAAGUGCAAUGGUGUGAUCUUGGCUCACUGCAACCUCUGCCUCCCGGGUUCAAGUGAUUCUCCUGCCUCAGCCUCCCGAGUAGCUGGGAUUACAGACAGGCAUCUGCCACCACGUCCAGCUAAUUUUUGUAUUUUAGUAGAGACGGGGUUUCACCAUGUUGGCCACGCUGGUGUCGAACUCCUGACCUCAGGUGAUCACCCGCCUCAGCCUCCCAAAGUGCUGGAAUUACAAGCGUGAGUCACUGCGCCACGCCCACUAUCGUUUAAAGUUCUGCAAUGCAUGUUCAUAAUGCAGACUUAAGGAAAAUUAUGAUUUCCUUAAAUGUGUAUGGAGGAUGUGUGAGAGCUGGAAAGAUGUCUGUUCCAAGUUGAUUAAAAAUAAAAUGGUGGACUACGUCAACAUGGAGGUGCCAGCUGUCCAGUUAGAGCUGUCACACCGUUUCUGGGAACUUGUGAUUUUUAGGAAGCCCCAGCUGUCCUCAGCGACUCCCCACAGCCUGGCAGGUCCCAGGAUGCUUUGGGGCAACCCCGCGCCUGCGUGCUCUGGCGUAGUUCCCUGACGCCCUCCCGCGCAGAGAAUCCUGGAAUCUUCGCUUGUGGAGCUGUGGAGGACUCUCUUCAGCUUCUGGAGACCUCACUAUCCUAUUAUGUCUUUGUGUGAAGACAUGCUGCUUUGUAAUUAUCGAAAGUGUCGCAUCAAACUCUCUGGCUAUGCAUGGGUCACUGCCUGUUCUCACAUCUUCUGUGAUCAGCAUGGUAGUGGUGAGUUUAGUCGCUCACCAGCUAUCUGUCCUGCCUGCAACAGUACCCUUUCUGGAAAGCUAGACAUUGUCCGCACAGAACUCAGUCCGUCAGAGGAAUAUAAAGCUAUGGUGUUGGCAGGACUGCGACCAGAGAUCGUGCUGGACAUUAGCUCCCGAGCACUGGCCUUCUGGACAUACCAGGUACAUCAAGAACGUCUCUAUCAAGAAUACAAUUUCAGCAAGGCUGAGGGCCAUCUGAAACAGAUGGAGAAAAUAUAUACUCAGCAAAUACAAAGCAAGGAUGUAGAAUUGACCUCUAUGAAAGGGGAGGUCACCUCCAUGAAGAAAGUGCUAGAAGAAUACAAAAAAAAGUUCAGUGACAUCUCUGAGAAACUUAUGGAGCGCAAUCGUCAGUAUCAAAAGCUCCAAGGCCUCUAUGAUAGCCUUAGGCUACGAAACAUCGCUGUUGCUAACCAUGAAGGCACCCUUGAACCACCCAUGAUUGCACAGUCUGGUGUUUUUGGCUUUCCGUUAGGUAACAACUCCAAGUUUCCUUUGGAUAGUUCACCUGUUCGAAAUCGGGGAGAUGGAGAUGGAGAUUUUCAGUUCAGACCAUUUUUUGUAGGUUCUCCCACAGCACCUGAACCCAGCAACAGCUUUUUUAGUUUUGCCUCUCCAAGUCGUGAAUUAGAGCACCAGCAAGUUUCUAGCAGGGCCUUCAAAGUAAAAAGAAUUUGAGCCAUUUAUGGUUUCACGCACCUGUGAUCCCAGCUACUUAGGGGGUUGAGGCUGGGAGGAUCACGUGAGCCCAGGGGUCUGAGGCUAUAGUGAUCUAAGAUCAUGCCACUGCACUCCAGCUUAAGCAAUAGAAUGAGACCCUGUUUCUAAAAAAAAAAAGUUAAAGGUAAUUUAGCCAACUUUA
This is a messenger RNA of Callithrix jacchus (white-tufted-ear marmoset), 2687 nucleotides long. RefSeq names its product cyclin B1 interacting protein 1 (gene CCNB1IP1). Lineage: Eukaryota; Metazoa; Chordata; Mammalia; Primates; Cebidae. Gene Ontology annotation, biological process: reciprocal meiotic recombination. The record is from RefSeq and is a predicted model, not a curated record. Gene Ontology annotation, cellular component: synaptonemal complex. Gene Ontology annotation, molecular function: ubiquitin protein ligase activity.